Cricetulus griseus (Chinese hamster) is the source of this 2313-nucleotide messenger RNA. Lineage: Eukaryota; Metazoa; Chordata; Mammalia; Rodentia; Cricetidae. The record is from RefSeq and is a predicted model, not a curated record.
UACUACACACAUCCCAUGGGGACAAACUUGAUAUACCUUGUGGGUGCUUGCUAUAGCUCCCCUACCCUAGAUCCAUUCCCUUUUCUCCUAGUCCAGAAGUUCACGAUGACCAAAGCCUAAUGCCCUUACUGUAAGCACUCCCCAACCCUUCUCCUGUGUCUGGGGUGUGUCGGGCUAAGAGGCCUAGUUCCUGCGCCUCCCUAUGCUGUUGAGGCAAUGGGCAGGGCACUACACACUAACAGUGCUGCCUGUCCUGAGUUUCUCUCAUCUCUGGUCACCUUGGUCUGGGUCCUUGCAGGACCAGUUAGAAUACUGGAGCAUCUUCAGGCCAAGGCACAAACCACCCAGCCAGAGGGAAACCUGAGCAGGGGAAGGAAAGUGUGGAUGGUGGUAGGGUAGGGCCAGAUUUAAAAUUUGCGUGGGUGACGGUUUGUGCUCACCCACACCUACUCAACAGGAUGGCCCUAAAAAUUCACCUUCCAGAGAAGGUGGAAGCUCAGGCCUUAAUCUCCCAGGGAGGUGGGAAGUGUGUGCAGAUGAAUUAGCAGGGGACCCUAUAGAGAGCAGCACCUACCUAUUGACUGACUUGGGAAUAACUAAGGAACUGGGGCUGUCCCUAAUUAGGAACUUGCUAAGGUACAGGGUAGUGAACCACCAGGUGUGGCAGCCGUUAGGAAGCCGGUGCUAAAGCCUACCCUGAGUCCAACCCUAUGCACAAAGGUGCCACAAUCUCACCCUGGCUGAGCUCCAAGCUGAGAGUAGAAGCCAAAGCCUGAUGUGUUGUGGAGAGUGCAGGCCUAGGCAGCCCUGGGUCCCUUGCCAAACCCCUGCAGCCUAACUGUACCCAGAUCUGCGCCUAGGGCUCCCUGGAGGAUGUGACCCAGUGAGGCUUGAGACCAGAAAUUGAACAAGUACCCUUUGGAGGUAGGGGAGGUCAAGUGCAAGAGCCUGGGACAACGCCCUGCGCGCGCGCGCUGCGCGCAUGCGUCAAUACCCCCUUCCCUCCCGCGCGCGCGCCCGCGCCCGCGCGCGCUGUGUGUCCCCACCCCCACCCCAGGGACAGGCCGGAGCUCCCACCUUGGCCUGUAUCUGAGCACCUUCCCCGAUGCCGCUCUAGCAACACUUGCUGCCGCUCCGCCUGCCGCCCUUCCCAGGGGCUUCUCAUUCCUUCCUGCGGCAGGCUGUCAAGAACUGGUCCAUUUCCAAAAGGCCAGUGCUUUCAAACCAAGUAAAAUAGAACUUGAAUGUAGCUGCUGCUAACUCUGUGGUGGUGAUGGGGGGGCACGUUGGGCGUAGGAGCUUGGCAACCGGAGACCUUGGACGUGGGAGUAUUGUGGAAGGGAGGCACGAGGGUGUGAAGGGGUCAGGCAGGGGAGUCCUUGAACUUGGAGAGAUCCUCAAGCUUAUGGGUGCUGGGAAAGAAAAGACCAGAUUUCAUGGUUUAAGCUACCCAGGAGUGGAGCCAGGGUGCGUCACUACAUCCUCUUUUGCUGCCCAACCUCCAGCUCCUUGAUUUACAGCAUCACAGAUUUCCCAGUGUCGGAGUGCUUUUAACUGGGACUCGAGAGCUCAAAGCUGCAAAGAACUGGGUUGCAAUUGGCUAGUCCGUGACUCAGAUCGGAAGUACAACUGGCUGAGGCUCUGGGCCUCGGGAAACAUCCCCUCACGGGAUUGGCCGGAGUUGCCAAAGGGCCCGCCUCCCGCACGCUAAGGACUCGAUCGGGUUGAGAAAGGGGUGCUGGGGUCCUGAGGCCGAGCGCUUUGGGGAACAUGGCGGCGGACCUCGCUCAGAUUCCUGAUGUGGACAUCGACUCUGAUGGAGUCUUCAAGUACGUGCUGAUUCGAGUCCACUUAGCACCGCCCUCCGGGGAUCCGACGACGGAGUGCAAGGAAAUCGUGCGUGGCUACAAAUGGGCUGAGUACCAUGCGGAUAUCUAUGACAAAGUGUCAGGCGAGCUGCAAAAGAAUGGCUAUGACUGUGAGUGCCUAGGCGGUGGACGCAUCUCCCAUCAGAGCCAGAACAGGAAGAUACACGUGUAUGGCUACUCUAUGGGUUAUGGUCGUGCCCAGCACUCUGUUUCAACUGAGAAGAUCAAAGCCAUGUAUCCUGAUUAUGAGGUCACCUGGGCUGACGAUGGCUACUGAGGCCCUACCCCUCAGCAACUAAGUUAGGACUCUGCUCUUGCUGCGUUAUCUCUUGAGGGGCUGACCCUGUGCUCUCCUUUCGUACUUUGGGCAACAUGCCACCUGCCAGGCCUUAGAAGCCCAGACCAAUCUGGUCCAUAGGAAUUAAAAGCAUUGAUAUGCCUGCUG